AUGAGGCCACUGCUUUUCGUCAUCGGAGCUGCUCUGCUUAUUACGCAGAUCAACGCCAGCAAUAAUAUGUUUAACGAAUACUUCAAGCGUGGAAUGUACGAAUGUGCGCUGGACUAUCUCAAAAAUAUCCAGGAAAUUCAUCACCUUUUUCAGAAAGCUUCAGUCCAGCAACAAGAGUGCCAUGCAAAAGCUGCUGUUACAAGCAAGAGUUUUCCGAUGACGAGAAUCGCUCCUUUGGACGAGUAUAUCGAGAAAAUGCGGCAAGAAGAAGAAGAAGAUUGGGCAGAAAAAACUACUCCUGGCAGAGCUUAG
Molecule: messenger RNA, 312 nt
Organism: Angiostrongylus costaricensis
Lineage: Eukaryota; Metazoa; Nematoda; Chromadorea; Rhabditida; Metastrongylidae
Source: the annotation of a GenBank genome assembly